CAGACCUUGAUUGAAGUACCAUCUGCGCGUUUGCUUGACCCGCUCUGCUGUCUCCGACGACGACGUUCUUUUCCGUGGUCUGACAGCUUGCUGAUCUGCAACUCAACCCCCACUUUCCAAACGAGCUUGCGCCGGACACGCCAUCGCCAUUCGAUAGCCAUCUUUCUUCCUUCUGUUUGGGACUUUCGUCUGAUCUGCAAUCCAACAAUCAUGUCGUUUGCUGAAGCCCUGGCUGCUUGCGGUCGCGGCGACGCCCCUGGCGAUGCGCCAGAUUCGUCUUGGCUGACCACCGCUUCCACCUUCUACAUUUAUUGCAAGCACUUGGAAGAGGAUGCCAUCUGGCAUCAGCACGAAGAUGCCCGUCAUUCAUACGCUGUGCCUCAGGCCCCCUUGGCUGCAGCCAAAAGGGGUGCUGAUUUGGGUGCCUGUCACGACGAGCGCCCUCACACAGCCGCUGACCGUCGCAACUCACACAGCUCAUCCAUGGACGUUGAUACUGCUGAUACCAACCCCAAGCCCUCCGCGCAACACCACGAGUAUCGGCCUCCACACUUGCACCAUCAGUCCUCCACCUACUCAGAGCAACCCGUCGUGUCCAAGCGUCCACGACCUGGCCCUGUCAUCUCGCCUCAACCGCCAACCGACGAGCACCUCGAUGACCCGACCGAGCCCUUCUGCCAGCGUCGUGGCCUGGGCCUCUCCCUUCCCCAACGUGUCCCGCAUCUUUUCGAUGAGCACUCCACGCGCCCGGGGGAUGUGGGAUCCCCGCUUACCGAUGAUGCCGUCGUCACAGCUGCUCAAGGGCAGGCCUACGGCAUUGCCCGCAACCUUCACUUGUGCUAAAGCCCAACUGCCACGCUGCGGAUGGCAGGCUGCGGAUGGCAGGCUGCGGAUGGCAGGCUUGCCGGCCCUAAACCUCUUUGAUUACCUGACUUGACACGUGAUUCUCGGGGGCACAUUUCGGUCCUCCCUAUAGCGGGGGG
This is a messenger RNA of Monosiga brevicollis MX1, 983 nucleotides long. RefSeq lists its product as uncharacterized. Lineage: Eukaryota; Choanoflagellata; Craspedida; Salpingoecidae. The transcript has a single exon. The record is from RefSeq and is a predicted model, not a curated record. Bases 211 to 843 code for a protein of 210 amino acids.